This is a messenger RNA of Cladocopium goreaui, 2434 nucleotides long. The record is from the annotation of a GenBank genome assembly. NCBI's taxonomy places the organism in Eukaryota, Dinophyceae, Suessiales, Symbiodiniaceae.
AUGGGUGGCGUAGCAGCUGUCGCCCAAUGGAAGUGCAUGAGUGAAACCGAACAGAAUCGAUGGCGUGACCUAUAUAUUGCUUGGUGUCUUUCACAUGGUCAUGUUUCCACUCCCUCGAAGAAGAAGAGUUCCGAGCCUGCUCCCAGUCCUGUCUCGACCAUGAAAUCGGGCCGUGCUCCAGUUCCACAGCCAGUGGCUGAGUCAGAGCCGCGCUUCACGACCCGAGCGCAGACCACCGAAGAGUUUGAGAAACGUUGGCAAUUUUUGUCCGAAUCCCUCCAAGAAUCUACAUCCUCCAGUGAUUUCUUGAAGCGAGCGCAAGAUUUUCAUCUCCUCUACCUCGAUGUUUGCCACUUGCUCUCCUUGGGCACAUGGACUGGAAGCGCCGCCAAGGCAGAGCGUGCACUGAAACCUUGGAAAGUGAACCGGAACAAGCUCAGUCGAGUCCAGGAAUGGCUUGCAGACUUCUACCUGAGGUCUGACGAUGAGGAUCCAAAUUAUGUGCCGGCUAGAUUUGCGGCAGGCAAGUACGGUACAGGAAUGUUGACCAUACCUCAGCGCAAAGAUUUGGUCACACACGUGACCUUGUGCAGCCUGAGCAAUUGCCCGCUGUCAGUGAAAGAGAUCAAGCAGAGCAUGUAUAGAUUUUACCUGCUCAACGCCAACAUUAUUAAAGCAGAAGAGCCAACUGACUGGGCAACUUUUGACGCCCAUGAAAAGAACAUGAAUCAUAUAUACAGAGGAUGGAUGGACUGGGUAAAACAGAGCUACCCGAAGGACUUUCACAUCCGCCGGAAAGCCUUGCGCGCACUCUCCAUCGAUGCGGCAUCUUCUUUAACACCACAAGCUAUUCAGACAUAUUUUGACGGGCUCGAAGUGAUUUGCAAGGACAUCAAGCUGACUGGUGAUGACCAAAAAUGGGUUGACGGAGCUGGUGACAGAAUCUGGUGCGUCGAUGAGAAGGGAUUGGAAGCAUUGGACCAUGGCAAGCUGAAAGGCAGACGUGUGUUGGUGCCUAACAUGGCUCAGACUGCUACCAAGUCUGUGGCCGAGGGAAGCUUCGGACAUAUCUCCUUGCUGCCGUUCGUGUCCAUGUCUGGAAAAGUGAGUCCUCCGAGCUUAUGUGUGCAAGGCUCCGUCUACUGCAAGUCGUGGACUACAAUGUGGCCCGAGGCAGAGAUUCGUGCAACUCCGAAGGGCGCAAUGACAGGGGAGCUGUUUUGUCAGUUUUGUAUUCGUUGGGAGCGGUGGGUGCGCGAGUCAUUGGACAUCCCACGCCCAACGGAAUUGCUGCUUCUUUUAGACAGUGGAGGAGGAUCUUUGAUUCACUUGACACCAGAAUUCACAAUCUUCUGUGAUGCUGCAUCUGUGCGUCCAUUUUUUUUCCCGCCGUAUGCAACGGCUGCUUGUUGUCCUCUCGAUCAAGCUCCCAACAUGGUGUGCGAACUUCGCUGGGAUGAGCUACGCUCGAAGGGGCAUGGCAUGAACCAGCUGCAGGCCCUGGACUGUUCGCAUGAUUGCUGGGACACUGGCUACAGCAGCAAGAACAUCGUCAGUGGAUUCAAGAAAUGCGGCUUGUCUGACUCCGGCAUCGACCGGACAGUCGUGCUUGUUGACCGCGGCCCGCAACUGUUUCGCAGCACUGUGAGCAAAGAGGAUCUCCAAGUUACUACCAAAGCAGCUACUGCUUUGUUGCACAGGCCUACAGGGUACAAAAAAUCUGACGACAAGAUGCCUUGCACUCAUUGCGCCAAGCGCACUCCGUGCAGCAUGCCGCGUUGUGGAUUCUGUGGAAAGGAAAAUGCACAUUACAGCGUGGUGGCAGAGUGCGUCGAGAAGGGUGUGAAAGGAGGCGGCUUCACCCGAACUCAGCCUGAGGUUGCUUGUUUUGAAGAAGCCACAUCGCAUGUCCAACCAGGCCAUAAGGCCAAUCUGGCAAAAUGGAGUGGCGACCUCAUUGGUGAAAUGAGGCGCCGAAGAGAUAAAGAGUCUAAAGAUUCUAAAGAGUCUUCUUCCUUGAAGCCUACACCUGCUACUCCUGAGAUUGCUUCUUCCUCAAAGCCUACGCCAACUGCUCCUGAGACAGCUGAGCCUCCUUCCAGUUCUGAUCAUCAGCCUCCGAAAACAGAAACUCCUGCAGAAGAGCCGCAGAAGAAAGAAUAUGAUCUUGAAAAUCCACAUGACUGCGUUGAAUGGAUUGUCGUGGCAUUCAAGCAAAGUCAGCAGGCCGAAGUCAGACCCGUUGCUGACUUCUUUGUCCAAAAUCUUCAAAAGAAGAAAGGUAAGGACACGUUGGCAGAAGCUUUCUACAAAACUGUGCUUGCGCCGAAGCUGUUGGCAAAGCCACAGGGGCGGGAAGCUUGGUUUAAAGCACAGAGACACAAUCGCAGCUUGCGGUUUGUUGCGCACCCAAAUGCUCAGUAGUGAGAAAAAA